Molecule: messenger RNA, 3044 nt
Organism: Ricinus communis (castor bean)
Lineage: Eukaryota; Viridiplantae; Streptophyta; Magnoliopsida; Malpighiales; Euphorbiaceae
Product: 65-kDa microtubule-associated protein 6
Exons: 12
Coding region: 773-2575 (600 amino acids)
Biological process (GO): microtubule cytoskeleton organization
Cellular component (GO): cytoplasm; spindle
Molecular function (GO): microtubule binding
Source: RefSeq, a predicted model, not a curated record
UCUUAUUAUACAGAGAGAGAAGAAAGAAAAAGAAAAACAGAAAGAGAGAGAAACCCUAGAAAAGAAAGUUUGGAUCUUUUUUCAUGUGUCAGUUACCAGAUAAAUUUUGUUUCUUUGGCGCAUUUUAGCUUUUAUUAACUUGUAGAAGAUCAAAUUAUUACACUUCCUUCCACUUUGUGUUGUGUUUAGAGGGUCCUCUUACUUUCUUUCUUUUUCUUGUGUGCUCUUUUAAAGCUUAAAUCAAGAGCCUUUUCUUUUUUAUAAUUUUAAUUGCCAAUCAUUAUCUUUUCUUUUUUGGAAUAUAACUUUUCCCACUUGAGAUCUUUUGAGCUUUUUUCUUUAAUCUUUUUGUUUUUUCCUUUAAAAUUCUAAUUUUAGAAACAAAAACAAAAUAAAGAGAGAGAGAGGCGUUGGUUGGUGAUAUUUGAAGUUCAGAUCUGAAGAAGCUAAGGUUGUUUCAAGAAAUGUCUCUUAGUUAGUUCUUUAGUUCUUUUUGACUUUUUAGUAACAACCCAUUUGCUUCUUUCUCUUCUUCAUGUUUCGUCUUCUUUAAAAUUUUAAGUUUUUUCUUGGAACUAUUAUUAUUGUCUUUGCUUUGUGGGUUUUGUGCGUUUUUGGGUUCUUGACUCUUGUUGGAGCUUUUGCUUUCAAGAAAAGGUUUAAUUUUUCUUGCUUUGAGAGGCAAAAAAGAAAAAGAAAAACUAGCUUUCACUUUGCAUUUCUUGCUUAAUUUCUUUUCCCUCUUAGAGAGAGAGAGAGAGAGAGUUGGGAGAUGCUGGCUAUUGGGAGCCCAACAAUCAGUGUGCGUACAAGCACCAGCUGCAAUGCGUUACUCAGAGAACUUCAGCAAAUUUGGAAUGACAUUGGUGAGACUGAAGCAGAAAAAGACAGAAUGCUAUUGGAGUUGGAGAGGGAAUGCUUGGAGGUUUAUCGGAGAAAGGUUGAGGAAGCUGCCAAUGCCAAAGCACGACUUCAUCAGUCUGUUGCAGCAAAAGAAGCUGAACUCGCGACACUGAUGGCUGCACUUGGGGAACUCAGUAUUCACUCACCUACUCAAACAGAGAAAAGGGCAUCAUCAUUGAAACAAAAACUUGCAUCUGUUACACCACUGGUGGAAGAUCUGAGGACAAAGAAAGAGGAGCGGAUGAAGCAAUUUGCUGAUAUAAAGGCACAGAUUGAAAAGAUCAGUGGGGAAAUUUCUGGAUACAACAAUCUUAACAGUUCUUUGAUAAGUUCCUUCUCUUUGGAGGACCAGGAUUUGUCACUAAGAAAGCUUAACGAAUAUCAAACACAUCUUCGCACCCUUCAAAAGGAGAAGUCUGAUCGCCUACAUAAGGUUUUUGAAUUUAUCAAUGAAGUCCAUUCUCUUUGUGGUGUGCUUGGGUUGGAUUUUGGCCAGACUGUUAGUGAUGUACAUCCAAGCUUACAUGGCGUAAACCAAGAACAAUCCACAAAUAUAAGCAAUAGUACUUUGGAAGGUUUAGAACAGGCCAUUGUCAAGUUGAAAUUGGAAAGAAAAGCUCGAAUCCAGAAGCUGAAAGAUAUUGUGUCAUCAUUAUUUGAGCUCUGGAAUUUGAUGGACUCGCCAAAAGAAGACAAAAAUAGCUUUUCAAGAAUAACAUCUAUCCUUGGGUCAUCGGAAUCUGAAAUCAUUGAACCAGGUGUCCUCUCAAUAGAGAUAAUUGAACAGGCAUCAGCAGAAGUGGAGAGGCUUAUGAAAUUGAAAGCAAGCAGAAUGAAAGAACUUGUUAUGAAAAGGAGAUCAGAGUUGGAGGAUAUAUGCAGAAUGACCCAUAUUGAACCUGAUACAAGUACAGCUGCUGAGAAAUCCAAUGCAUUGAUAGAUUCUGGUUUUGUGGAUCCUUCUGAACUUUUGGCAAGCAUUGAAGCCCAGAUAGUCAGAGCUAAAGAGGAAGCUAUGAGCCGAAAAGAAGUCAUGGACAGGAUUGACCGGUGGCUUUCAGCUUGUGAGGAGGAAAAUUGGCUAGAAGAGUACAACCAAGACAGCACCCGGUACAGUGCUGGAAGGGGUGCACACAUUAACCUUAAACGUGCAGAAAGAGCUCGAAUUACUGUUAGCAAAAUUCCAGCCAUGGUUGACAAUCUAAUAAGCAAAACUCUUGCAUGGGAAGAAGAAAACAAGACAUUAUUCCUCUAUGAUGGGGUAAGGUUGGUGACAAUUUUGGAUGAUUACAAACUGGCCAGACACCAGAGAGAAGAGGAGAAAAAGAGAUACAGGGACCAGAAGAAACUCCAAGAUCUGCUGCUUACGGAGAAGGAAUUAAUGUAUGGCUCUAAACCCAGUCCAAGAAAAACUAACAGCUUUAGAAAAUCGAACGGUUAUCGCGCAAAUGGAAAUGGUUCCAUGACUCCAACACCCCGUCGGAACUCAGUUGGCGGUGCAACUCCUGAGCUUCUCACACCCCGAUCUUAUUCUGGACGUCAAAAUGGAUACUUCAAGGAAAUGAGAAGGUUGUCUACAGCACCACUAAACUUUGUGGCAAUAUCAAAAGAAGAAACAAUGUCAUUUGCUUCUGUUUGUGGUUCUGAGCCAGGCUCUCCUCCACAAGGCUAAGUUUAGAAAAAAUAUGAAUGGUGGCAUUAUAGAAAUUCAGUAACUCAACACUUCAACUUAAAGCAGUGGAAGCUUGUGAAUAUCAAACAGAUGUACACUAAUGUAUGAUUGUGAUGUCUUAGAAGAACAUGGAGAAUAGCUACUGACACAUGCAGUUGGGAUGCUAUUUGCUUUGAAGAAUAUGAGCUUCUGAAAGGAGGUCAAAACACUGGUAGAUAAUAGUUUGGAAGUACCUGUUAACCUCAAGUCUUGUUUCCCAGUAUAGAGGAUACCAAUAUGGUAGUCUGUAGUAGUAGUACACUGACCAUGUCUUUUUGUGGAUUUUGCUUGUGUUUUGCCUUUCUUUGUAUAUAGUGAACUCCAGCGUGUUGGGCUAUCAUUUGAUUUAGAAGCUUGUUAUAUUUGGAGAUGCAUAUUGUAGGAUCUUUGUGAUGCCAUACUUAACAUGAAAUAAAUGUCUUUCAAUCUA